Callithrix jacchus (white-tufted-ear marmoset) is the source of this 5706-nucleotide messenger RNA. RefSeq names its product semaphorin 6D (gene SEMA6D). Gene Ontology annotation, cellular component: plasma membrane. The record is from RefSeq and is a predicted model, not a curated record. Gene Ontology annotation, biological process: neural crest cell migration; positive regulation of cell migration; semaphorin-plexin signaling pathway. Gene Ontology annotation, molecular function: chemorepellent activity; semaphorin receptor binding. NCBI's taxonomy places the organism in Eukaryota, Metazoa, Chordata, Mammalia, Primates, Cebidae.
CACCCUGACUUCACCUUGGCCCACCAUGAGGGUUUUCCUGCUUUGUGCCUACAUACUGCUGCUGAUGGUUUCCCAGUUGAGAGCAAUCAGCUUUCCUGAAGAUGAUGAACCUCUUAAUACUGUCGACUAUCACUAUUCAAGGCAAUAUCCGGUUUUUAGAGGACGCCCUUCAGGCAACGAAUCGCAGCACAGGCUGGACUUUCAGCUGAUGCUGAAAAUUCGAGACACACUUUAUAUUGCUGGCAGGGAUCAAGUUUAUACAGUAAACUUAAAUGAAAUGCCCAAAACAGAAGUAAUACCAAGCAAGAAACUGACAUGGCGAUCAAGACAACAGGAUCGAGAAAACUGUGCUAUGAAAGGCAAGCAUAAAGAUGAAUGCCACAACUUUAUCAAAGUAUUUGUUCCAAGAAACGAUGAGAUGGUUUUUGUUUGUGGUACCAAUGCCUUCAAUCCCAUGUGUAGAUACUAUAGGUUGAGUACCUUAGAAUAUGAUGGGGAAGAAAUUAGUGGCCUGGCAAGAUGCCCAUUUGAUGCCAAACAAACCAAUGUUGCCCUCUUUGCUGAUGGGAAGCUGUAUUCUGCCACAGUGGCUGACUUCUUGGCCAGUGAUGCCGUUAUUUAUCGAAGCAUGGGUGAUGGAUCUGCCCUUCGCACAAUAAAAUAUGAUUCCAAAUGGAUAAAAGAACCACACUUUCUUCAUGCCAUAGAAUAUGGAAACUAUGUCUAUUUCUUCUUUCGAGAAAUUGCUGUCGAACAUAAUAAUUUAGGCAAGGCUGUAUAUUCCCGUGUGGCCCGCAUAUGCAAAAAUGACAUGGGUGGAUCCCAGCGGGUCCUGGAGAAACACUGGACUUCAUUUCUGAAGGCUCGGCUGAACUGUUCUGUCCCUGGAGAUUCGUUUUUCUACUUUGAUGUUCUGCAGUCUAUUACAGACAUAAUACAAAUCAGUGGCAUCCCCACUGUGGUCGGGGUGUUUACCACACAGCUCAACAGCAUCCCUGGUUCUGCUGUCUGUGCAUUUAGCAUGGAUGACAUUGAAAAAGUAUUCAAAGGACGGUUUAAGGAACAGAAAACUCCAGAUUCUGUGUGGACAGCAGUUCCCGAAGACAAAGUCCCAAAGCCAAGGCCUGGCUGUUGUGCAAAACACGGCGUUGCUGAAGCUUAUAAAACCUCCAUCGAUUUCCCAGAUGAAACCCUGUCAUUCAUCAAAUCUCAUCCCCUGAUGGACUCUGCCGUUCCACCCAUUGCCGAUGAGCCCUGGUUCACAAAGACUCGGGUCAGGUACAGACUGACAGCCAUCACGGUGGACCAUUCUGCCGGGCCCUACCAGAACUACACAGUCAUCUUUGUUGGCUCUGAAGCUGGCGUGGUACUUAAAGUUCUGGCAAAGACCAGUCCUUUCUCUUUGAAUGACAGCAUAUUACUGGAAGAGAUUGACGCCUAUAACCAUGCAAAGUGCAAUGCUGAGAAUGAGGAAGACAAAAAGGUCAUCUCAUUACAGUUGGAUAAAGAUCACCACACUAUAUAUGUGGCAUUCUCUAGCUGCGUUAUCCGCAUCCCCCUCAGUCGCUGUGAACGUUACGGAUCGUGUAAAAAGUCUUGUAUCGCAUCUCGUGACCCGUAUUGUGGCUGGUUAAGCCAGGGAUCCUGCGGUAGAGUGACCCCAGGGAUGCUGCUGUUAACCGAAGACUUCUUUGCUUUCCAUAACCACAGUGCUGGAGGAUAUGAGCAAGACACAGAAUUUGGCAACACAGCUCAUCUAGGGGACUGCCAUGAAAUUUUGCCUACUUCAACUACACCAGAUUACAAAAUAUUUGGCGGUCCAACAUCUGACAUGGAGGUAUCUUCAUCUUCUGUUACCACAGUGGCAAGUAUUCCAGAAAUCACACCUAAAGUGAUUGAUACCUGGAGACCUAAACUGACAAGCUCUCGGAAAUUUGUAGUUCAAGAUGAUCCAAACACUUCUGAUUUUACUGAUCCUUUAUCGGGUAUCCCAAAGGGUGUACGAUGGGAAGUCCAGUCUGGAGAGUCCAACCAGAUGGUCCACAUGAAUGUCCUCAUCACCUGUGUUUUUGCUGCUUUUGUUCUGGGGGCAUUCAUUGCAGGUGUGGCAGUAUACUGCUAUCGAGACAUGUUUGUUCGGAAAAACAGAAAGAUCCAUAAAGAUGCAGAAUCCGCCCAGUCAUGCACAGACUCCAGUGGAAGUUUUGCCAAACUCAAUGGUCUCUUUGACAGCCCCGUCAAGGAAUACCAACAGAAUAUUGAUUCUCCUAAACUGUAUAGUAACCUGCUGACCAGUCGGAAAGAACUACCACCCAAUGGAGAUACUAAAUCCAUGGUAAUGGACCAUCGAGGGCAACCUCCAGAACUGGCUGCUCUUCCCACUCCUGAGUCUACACCUGUACUUCACCAGAAGACCCUGCAGGCCAUGAAAAGCCACUCAGAAAAGGCCCAUGGCCAUGGGGCUUCAAGGAAAGAAACCCCUCAGUUUUUUCCCUCUAGUCCGCCACCUCACUCCCCGUUAAGUCAUGGGCACAUCCCCAGUGCCAUUGUUCUUCCAAAUGCUACGCAUGACUACAACACGUCUUUCUCAAACUCCAAUGCUCACAAAGCCGAAAAGAAGCUUCAAAACAUCGAUCACCCUCUUACAAAGUCAUCCAGUAAGAGAGAUCACCGGCGUUCUGUCGAUUCCAGAAAUACACUCAAUGAUCUCCUGAAGCAUCUGAAUGACCCAAAUAGUAACCCCAAAGCCAUCAUGGGAGACAUCCAAAUGGCCCACCAGAACUUAAUGCUGGACCCCAUGGGAGCCAUGUCUGAGGUUCCACCUAAAGUUCCUAACCGGGAGGCAUCGCUGUAUUCCCCUCCUUCAACUCUCCCCAGAAAUAGCCCCACCAAGCGAGUGGAUGUCCCCACCACUCCUGGAGUCCCAAUGACUUCUCUGGAAAGACAAAGGGGUUAUCACAAAAAUUCCUCCCAGAGGCACUCAAUAUCUGCUAUGCCUAAAAACUUAAACUCACCAAAUGGUGUUUCGUUAUCCAGACAGCCUAGUAUGAACCGUGGAGGAUAUAUGCCCACCCCCACUGGGGCAAAGGGGGACUAUAUUCAGGGAACACCAGGGAGUGUUCAUCUGCAGCCUUCCCUCUCCAGACAGAGCAGCUACACCAGUAAUGGCACUCUUCCUAGGACGGGACUAAAGAGGACACCGUCCUUAAAACCUGAUGUGCCACCAAAGCCUUCCUUUGUUCCUCAAACCCCAUCUGUCAGACCACUGAACAAAUACACUUACUAGGCCUCAAGUGUGCGAUUCCCAUGUGGCUUUAUCUCGUCCAUGUUGUUGAGAGGAUGAUGUUGUAAGGGUACCUUAAACCAGAGACUCGCUUGUAUUUUAAGAGAAGCAAGUGGCCAAAGAAACUCCUUCUAACUUUGGCAACAUCAGAACUUGCCACAUGUAGCUAUUGCAGCAAGGCUUCUGUGUACUUGCCUGAAAACAGAGGAAGGUGCUGGUCAUUCCAUUUCUUUUGUUUGAAGCUAAAGAGAUGUGUAGCUCCCAGGGGCUACCUUGCCAGUAUAAAGAGCUGAUAACAGUACUCAGACGAAUCUGUGAACAAAUACUUGAAAAUGGGUUCAAUGUAGACUGCCAUUAUGUGUGGUCUUCCCAUUAAAUGUGAACGUUUUAACAUGUAUGCAUUCACCUUGCCUCUUGCACAAAUGUCAAAAUAAGAUGGUAAUGUCUCAAAGAAAUGAACUUGUAGAUUACCAGGCAGUUUGCUAAAAAUUCAAUCUUUGACCCAAGCUGUAGCAUUUCUUUUCAUGUGUGGCAUUUUUUUUCAUGCCACCAACAAACUUGUGCGUGCACAUGCACGUGUGUGUGUGUGUGUGUGUGUGUGUGCAUUCUGUACCCACUAGGAUUUGUUUAGGUUCCCAUUGCAUCUUUUUGUGCUAUGGAGUUGUUUACAUAGAGCAUGACUGAACAAGAGACAAUAACUACUUCCCACAGGAGUCCAUUGGGUUCAGCUUUGAAAGAGAAAUAGAAUCAAGGCUCCUUUGACCUUCAAAAUGAUGAACCUUACUUAUGUGGUACCCAAUGCCAGAAUGUAAGAGUUGCAAGUGAUUUUGUGCUGCUAUUUGUUAAAACUUCUAUUCCAGUCUUGCCAGCUUAAGGAGAUCAAGAUAUUAAGAGGUAUCCUUGAUUUAUUUUCCAGUAUUCAGUAGUAAAAUUUACCUGUCCACUGUGAAUCAAAGCCUGAGUCACUCUAUUUAACCUUGGACACACUAAAAAGGUUUUAUUUUGAUUGUGUUUGUUUUUUUUUCCACAUAGUAAAAUUUCUCCUCCUUUAACUCUUCCUACCCCCCAAGGUAAAAAAAAAAAAAAACAGAAAACAAACAAAAAAAAAAUAGAAGACAAAAGACAUAUGAAAGGAAUUGUAAUUGGCUUAACAGAAACAGUCUGUGAAAACCUAACAGUGGUACAAUCAUGUUGUCCAUGUUGUGUUAUGUGAGAAUUUUCCCCCAAGUCAUGCAGGUAAUGACAAUAUACUGUAAAUACCACAUGUGAGUUUACCUGAAUCUGUGCAUUUUGUGCCUUAUUCAUGAGAAUGAUAGAAGUACUAAAAUCUGUCAAGUGUUUUCAGUAUAGCACAUUAUUUACUGAGUGCCAGUUGUAAAUGUUUUUCAACCAGCACCUGAAAAGACUCUUUUCAAAAAAUCACAGAAACAGUCUAGCAAUUAAUUGUUACAUAAUCCACCCUCAGAGCAGCAUUACAUUCUUUGCCAUGAUAAACAUUCCACUCCUGCUUUCCUAAGGAUGAAACAGUGAUAAUGUGAACUCAAAUGAGGUUUCCUGGGUAAUGUGACACCUGCGGAAACUAUAUAGCGUCAUUUAUACGUAGUUUGGCAGAAACCACUUAUGGUUGAUGAUGUGCAACCCUGCUGACUGUUUCAGUAAUAUGCUGCACACCACACAAUUGUUUAGUGAACCAAAUCUAGAAAGUACCAAGGCAGAGAAAUGCUCCUGAUGUAGUCAGGCAAAUGAGUUCGACUGAUUUCUUGUGAUAAUACUGUUGGUACCUAUUACUUGGAGGACAGGAUGCAGAAGACCGGAUCAUUUUUAUACAGAAUGUGAAAUACUGAUGCAGUUAUUCUUUUUUUUGUUUUAAAGAACAUUGUCUUAUAAAGAACAUGAUUUCCAGUGAUCUCUGGAAGCGCUAUAGCUAAAAUUUCUGAAACACUUCAGCUUUGCAACUAAAAUAUUACAGAUUAAUAAAUUAAACCAACCAAUGAUAAACACUACUCGGUCCACCAACAAUAUGUUUGAAUUCACCUUACCAAUAUUAAUCCCAGCGUGUGUAAAACGGAACAGUAACUCUGUGUGACCCCAGAUAACAUUUUGUAACAUUGUGCUUCCUUGUAGUUUGUAAUGUGAGUUCAAUCAGUAUUUAUGUUGAAAUUUAUAACAUUAAAUCUAGUCUCUAUCCUGUUAAUUUAAUUUUUAAAUGCUUUAUCCAUUUGUGCAAAGGUAAACGCAGAUUGUAUCUUUUUUAAUGGUACGGCAUAAAAAGUAACCCUAAAGUGAAGUGGCUCUAUACUGCUUUAUAGAGUACUUUAACAUGUAUAGAUAUCUUGUAAACUUGUAUUGUGGAUGUGUAAAUAAUAUGUACUUUGGGUUUUUAACACCGCAUGUAAAGUCAAAAUAAAAUAUAUAAAUCAUUA